Molecule: messenger RNA, 2881 nt
Organism: Thalassophryne amazonica
Lineage: Eukaryota; Metazoa; Chordata; Actinopteri; Batrachoidiformes; Batrachoididae
Gene: irf9
Product: interferon regulatory factor 9
Biological process (GO): immune system process; regulation of transcription by RNA polymerase II
Cellular component (GO): nucleus
Molecular function (GO): RNA polymerase II cis-regulatory region sequence-specific DNA binding; DNA-binding transcription factor activity, RNA polymerase II-specific; protein binding
Source: RefSeq, a predicted model, not a curated record
ACGUGAUUUACGGGAAAAGGAGUUCGAGGGCGCUGCGUGAGCACUUGACGGAGAGCACGAGCGCACAGCCUACAGGCAGCCGCGCGAGGAAACGCAAGCGAGAAUCAUGGCAGCAGGGAGAACGCGCUCCACGCGCAAACUGCGAUCCUGGAUGGUCGAACAGGUCAGCAGUGGGAAAUAUCCCGGGCUGGUCUGGGACGAUGAAGCCAAAACCAUGUUCCGUAUCCCGUGGAAACAUGCAGGAAAACAAGACUUCCGCAAAGAUGAGGAUGCUGCCAUCUUCAAGGCAUGGGCAGAGUUCAAAGGGAAGCUGACUGAUGGGGGGCGGGAUGAUCCCGCCUCCUGGAAAACCCGUCUGCGAUGCGCUCUCAACAAGAGCCUUGAGUUUGAAGAGGUGUCGGACCGAGCCCAGCUGGACAUCUCAGAGCCCUACAAGGUUUACCGGCUUGUUCCUUCCAAUGAGCAAGGUUUGAUGAUGCCUGAGAAAAAACACAGAGAGAAAACAACGAGGAGGCAGAAGCGGAAGAGCAGUGAAUCAGAAAGGGACAACAUCAGUCAGUCUAAACAGAUAAAUAAAGAGGACACCUCUGAGCUGUGUGUUGAAGACAUCUUGCUAGAGAGUGACUUGCCCAUCCAGACAGAAGAGCCUGAGCAGCCCGCUGACGCCCAGAGCGCUGUAGUAAAUGAGCUCAGGCUGGAUGUGCGGAUAAAGGAGAGCGUCACUCCUCCUCCAGAAGUCCAGGACUCCUUCAAUGUGACAGUUCAUUAUUUGGGGAAAGAGGUUUUCAAGCGUCAAAUCCUGGGCACUGAUGUCCGUAUAUCAUACUCACCUGCUUCUAUUGCUCCCCCAACACCGGCCGUAUUGACAAAUAGGUUCCCACGUAUCCCUCUGCCAGAGCCGCCGUCCACACUGCCUGCUGGGCAGAAUCUACAGGCUCUACAGACUUUGCUGCCCUUCAUGGAGAAAGGCAUGGGCUUGACCUCCACGCCACAGGGCAUUUACGGCACACGGUUCUGCCAGGGACGCAUUUUCUGGACCGGGCCGCAUACAACCUCACCUGGGCUGCGCAAGAUGGAGAGACAAAUGUCAGUGCUACUCUUCAGCAAGGAUAUCUUCAAACAACAGCUGGAACACUACAGGUCAAAUGGGGGCAAGCCUCCUCAGUGCGGCAUCACUCUGUGUUUUGGAGAAGAGCUGAGUGACAAUGACGACGUGUCCGAAAAACUCAUUAUUGUUCAGAUCACUUUACCGUGGGCUGAAGAGCAGGUCCAGAACGCACAGUCCUUUCUUCAGUCCAUUUCCUUCCUGCAGACUCUGGCCAGCCAGUCUCCGCUUGGAGAGAUAACUCUGAACCUGGUCACUAUACCGACACCUGAGAUCACCUGUGGCAGCGUCUGAGCCGUUUACAUCAUUUACAGUAAAUAACUUGAUCAGGCUGAAGGGCUGAGCUCUAAUGUAAAUAUUUCUCAUUUGUUCACUUUAUCAUGGAUGGUUUCUUAAUAUGCAAAACCAUACAAUCAGAACAAUAAUGUCAUAACUGUUUUUGUUGGUAACAUAUUGCUCACUCCCAAUGUGGCACAAAACAAAUGUCAAUAUUAAGAAGUGUUUAAUGUCUGUGUAACACUUUUCAUCAUGGAACUCAAACAGUGAAUCUGAGGCAUUUGAACUUGUUUCUCAUCGGUAUUUUUGGGAUUUGAACUUAUUUCUCAUCUGUGUCUUUAAGCAUUACAAUUGAACUUUAUACAGAUGACAUGACUUUAUUUCUGAAAGUCCACAACUUGGGUCCCAGAAGAUCUGAACUGCAUUUCUAAAUUCUUAUUACAUUAUGCAAUAAACUGGUCUUAAUCCUGUUCUGUCACAGUGGUGCACGGAGGAAACAUAAAAUUCCACCUUAACCGACCAGCAAACUAAACAUCUACAUUUAUCCAAGUUUUCACAGUACGUCUCUUGCAGUGUAGCUUAUCGAGAACUGAUUUGCAAGUCAAAAGAUGUCCAGGCUGAGCUGAAAUUUCAUUUUAAGUCUAUUUACACAAAGCUGUACAACCUUUGAAAUUUCACAAAGCUGACGUAAUUUAAUUUCUACUGAAAUCCAACUAUUAUAAAGUAGGGUUAUUUUUGUAACGUGCUGCAAAAUUACAGCUCAUUUUAAUGAAGAGGACAUAUUUACCUGAGUGGAAAUCCAUAGGGAAUAUUUGCAUUUAAUUCUUACGCCAUCUACAGGAGGAAGCAUGUGUGCGCAGGUGUUAAGUUUUGAGAUUGUUACCUGACCCAUUUACUUGUGUGUUGUCCCAGGGCGUCCAUGCUAAAACAUCUGUAACAUGUCUUCUAAAUUACUUCAGGGGUGUUAUCUGGUUACAAAAAUAGUGUUUUUAGAAGUGUUUAUUUCUUGCAAAAUUUUACAAAAUAUGAGAAACAUAUUGGAUUUAUACAGAAAAUAGCCAUUUCUGAGCAUUUUCUGCCAUUUUGGUUUAUUUUGUUCGACCAAGCACCCACCUGACGUCAUACUGCCGUUCUUUAUUCUGAUUGGCUGUUGCAGUGCCCUUCCCAGCGUCCUUGUGCAGAUCGGGAGCCUGCACGUGAUCUAUGACAUCACUACAAAAUGAAGGUCAUGGCGUGUGAUGGCUUGAUUUUCUACCCAUCGGGGUUGAAGUUUCAAACAGUAUCAAUUUUGAUCAUAUUGGCAAUGUCAUAUUAUGAAUUCCUUAUUUAAAUACUAAGGAAUAAUAGUGGUGCCAAAGAAAACUAUUGUUGUAACUUAUGUCUUAAAAAACAAAAGCCGAACAUUUUUACUCAGAUGUUUGCGAAACUAAUUUAGCCUGCCCUAGGAAAGAAACAUCACAUUUGGACCGACCCUCAAGUAUCAUUUUGUCAAGUAGCAUU